CGACUACAGCACGCGACCAGCGGAAGCUCGCCGGCUGCCAUGUCAGGCUUUAGCCAACUCCUACUUUUCCCUUUGCUGAGCGCGUACAGCUGAUUAGUUGGCAGCUGCUUGGUGAUUAGCGGCUCUCCCGCCUCCAGCGCUUCACAUUCGGACCGUUCCUGCUCCAGACCGGUUCGGGACACACACACACACACACACACACACAUGUGAACACACACCGUGAUGAAGACCUGGCCGAGUGAAAAGCGUCUGUUGGCUUUCCAGGAGAGUCGUGUGGGUUUGCUGUGCGAGUCGUGGAGCUCAGCGGCGCACUGAGAGAAGCAGCAAGUCUUCACCCAGUCUUCCUCUAUGAAGUACAGAGCGCCAGACACAGAGCAACAUGAGAAAACCCAAAAUCAACCGCAUGGUGCUCGCUAUGUGCCUGGGGUCCUUCGUUAUGCUCAUAUUUUAUUUUCAGAGUCACUUGAAAGUAGCACAGGACGGUGGGCAGGCCAGAGGACCCAGGAAGUCUGUGAGGAGUCCACUCCAAGCCCUUUAUACUACUGACCCUACAGAAUUGUCUCCUCUUCAGCUGAUGCAUCAAAGUCGGCGUGACCUCCUGGAGGAUGUGUGUCAGUCUUACACUCACAAACGUCGUGUCCUGAUCCCAGAGGACCUCAAGCACCUGAUCGUGGAUGAUCGCCAUGGCCUGCUUUACUGCUACGUGCCCAAAGUCGCUUGCACAAAUUGGAAGCGCGUCCUGAUGGUCCUGACAGGUGAUUCGCAAAGAGACCCCCUUCAGAUUCCCGCCAAUGAGGCACAUGUCCCAGGCACCCUGCGCACUCUGUCCGAGUACUCUAUCUCCGAAAUCAACCAGCGUCUGCGCACCUACCUAAAGUUUGUGUUUGUGCGUGAACCCUUCGAGCGGCUUGUGUCAGCGUACCGCAAUAAGUUCACGCGCAGCUACAACACAGCCUUUCACAAGCGCUACGGCACCAAGAUAAUCCAGCGGCACCGUGCUGAGGCAAGUCCCGAGGCGCUGGAGCGUGGAGAUGACGUCUCAUUCUCUGAGUUUGUGCGCUACCUGGUGGACCCUGGCACGCAGCGAGAAGAGCCUUUCAACGAGCACUGGGAGCGCGUGCACUCUCUCUGUCACCCCUGCCUCAUACACUACAACAUUCUAGGCAAGUACGAGACGCUGCAGCAGGACUCCAGCUACGUGCUCAAACUGGCCGGUGUAGACGGCGAGGUCACGUUUCCUAGCUCGGCCAAAAGUACACGCACCACGGCAGACAUGGUUGCCAGCUACUUUAAGGAUAUCAGCUCAGCCUAUCAGAAGAAGCUGUACAACCUGUACAAGAUGGACUUUCUGCUUUUUAAUUAUUCCAUGCCUGCCUACCUGAAGUUCACAUAAGGCCUGGUGCCUUUUACUAAUAUUUAGAGACAAAAAAAUAGAGUUUUAUUUUUGUUCGCACAAGUUCAUCUGUGAGUACUGAAACUGUUUCAGUGGUUAUUGUAUGGUAAUUUUAUCGCUGAAUGCAGUGGAACUGCAGUUAUCAAUUUGCACAAAGAACAUCUCAAUUCAAAUGAUCUGGAAGUUCUUGUUCUCUCAGUCUGAGGUUUCAUCUUUGCUUAUCUGUUCAGCAUUUUUUCUGGCUUUUAAUUUAACUAAGGUUGACUUGAGAGAACACAUUACAGCGCUGCCCUUUGAGUUGCAGAUAAAAAGGGGUAUAUGUUGGGCAUUUAUCAAGCCCAACAUAAUCAGAGAAGACCAUGCUCUUUUCCUUCUUAUUACCUAGUGAAUACUGACUUUGCCUUCCCAGGUGUCUGUCCUCUGUGGAGAAGAGUUAAGAACUUGAUGGAAACAUAUCAGUUGAGAUGGAAGUGAUGCCUGCUUUCUUCAACAUGUUACCGAUAUUAGCCAUCAUGGACAAAGUGUACUGCUUUCUGCUUGUGCCUUGAGGAUGAGGACUGUAAGGAAUCAGAAAUUGUGAGGGAAAACGGUCACUGUUUGACAGAACGGUAUUAGAAACAUAUCAUAUUCACUAUGAUACCACGCAUGAAAGUUACAGUUAUUUAUUAUGGCAUUUAAAGUUGGAGAAUCUCUUCACUGCACAUAGUUUAGACUCAACAUUCAACAGCUCUGUUAUUACAGAUAAACUCAAAUAAAGCAGAAAAUCUGACCUCA
Pangasianodon hypophthalmus (striped catfish) is the source of this 2167-nucleotide messenger RNA. RefSeq names its product carbohydrate sulfotransferase 11. NCBI's taxonomy places the organism in Eukaryota, Metazoa, Chordata, Actinopteri, Siluriformes, Pangasiidae. Gene Ontology annotation, biological process: proteoglycan biosynthetic process; carbohydrate biosynthetic process. The transcript has 3 exons. The record is from RefSeq and is a predicted model, not a curated record. Gene Ontology annotation, cellular component: membrane. Gene Ontology annotation, molecular function: sulfotransferase activity. Bases 380 to 1393 code for a protein of 337 amino acids.